AUGUCGAUGCUUCCAACUUUUGGGUUUACUCAAGAGCAAGUGGCGUGUGUGUGCGAGGUCCUCCAGCAAGGAGGUAACAUCGAGCGACUCGGUCGCUUCCUGUGGUCACUACCUGCCUGUGAGCAUCUGCAUAAAAACGAGAGCGUCCUCAAAGCCAAGGCCGUGGUGUCUUUCCACCGGGGCAACUUCCGCGAACUCUACAAGAUCCUGGAGAGCCACCAGUUCUCCCCACACAACCACCCAAAGCUGCAGCAGCUGUGGCUAAAGGCUCACUACAUCGAAGCCGAAAAGCUGCGGGGGCGGCCGCUCGGGGCCGUGGGCAAGUACCGCGUCCGGCGCAAGUUCCCACUGCCGCGCUCUAUCUGGGACGGCGAGGAGACGAGCUACUGCUUCAAGGAGAAAUCGCGCAGCGUCCUGCGGGAAUGGUACGCUCACAAUCCAUAUCCUUCGCCCCGGGAGAAGAGGGAAUUGGCCGAGGCCACCGGCCUCACCACCACACAGGUCAGCAACUGGUUCAAGAACAGGAGACAAAGGGACCGAGCCGCCGAAGCCAAGGAAAGGUACGAAGAGAACAACGAGAACUCGAAUUCCAACGUUACAGCCGGCGGCCACAACCAAAUGAAUCCUUCGAUGAAUGGGAACAAAAAUAUGCUGGCGAGCUCGGACGAGGAAAAGACUCCGUCUCAAACGCCGGAUCACACGUCGAGUAGCCCGGCACUGCUAUUAGGAUCCCUGGGCCAGAGCUCCAACACCAGCCUACAGCCUCUACACACCCUGGCCGCGCCCCCGGGUCCUAGCGCCGUAGCAGUACCCAACUCAGAUGUGAUACACCACCACGCAUUACAAGACUCCAUGCUCAACCCCAUGUCAUCCAAUUUAGUUGACCUUGGCUCGUAAAAAAAAAUCCUUUUAUCUUCGAACAAAUAAAGACACUCUCAAGAUUAUCCUUUAUAUAUUUUACUUGACAUUUAAGCGAUGUACAUAAAAAAAAACGUUAGUGGAUAUUUUGUCAACCAUGGGAAGGAAUGAUGGAUAUAGCUAUUCAAGUUUUAAGGUACUGUAUUAGACCACCUAAGAGAUUGAUGUAGCAAAGUCUUACGGUUUUAUAUAAUGGAGGAUGUUUUUGUUUAGACAGACAAGUUUUAUUUUACUGGUCACAAAAUCACGAUCUUGAAGUAUUGCUCCCAAUUAAAAUUACAUCAC
This is a messenger RNA of Carcharodon carcharias (great white shark), 1203 nucleotides long. RefSeq names its product SIX homeobox 2a (gene six2a). Gene Ontology annotation, biological process: regulation of transcription by RNA polymerase II. Bases 1 to 897 code for a protein of 298 amino acids. Lineage: Eukaryota; Metazoa; Chordata; Chondrichthyes; Lamniformes; Lamnidae. The transcript has 2 exons. Gene Ontology annotation, cellular component: transcription regulator complex; nucleus. The record is from RefSeq and is a predicted model, not a curated record. Gene Ontology annotation, molecular function: DNA-binding transcription factor activity, RNA polymerase II-specific; RNA polymerase II cis-regulatory region sequence-specific DNA binding.